AUGAAGAAAGAAAUGUAUUCUACUCAAGGUAUUCAACGAUUCAAUUAUCAUUUCAUUUAUUAUCAUCUAUUCAUAUUACUUAUUCUUAUUUAUUCUAUAGAUCAAAUUCAUGGACAAUAUGAUUUCAAUAAAUGGAGAAAUAAUCAAGAUGAUAUAUCAUAUAUACCAUUGAAUAAAAUGACUUUGAAUUCAUUAUUCAAUCAUAAUAAUAAUCAUAAUCAUAAUAAUAAUAAUAAUGAUAUAAGAAAAAUUAUUAAAACUAGAGCAGUUGAAAUUGUUCCACCAGAAAGACCAUUUAUAUUUGAAACACCUGAAGCUCUUAGAACUUAUUUACAUAAAUUAAAUGAAUAUUUUGCUAUUAUAGGUCGUCCUAGAUUUGGUCGAAGAUGA
Messenger RNA from Schistosoma rodhaini, 390 nucleotides. NCBI's taxonomy places the organism in Eukaryota, Metazoa, Platyhelminthes, Trematoda, Strigeidida, Schistosomatidae. The record is from the annotation of a GenBank genome assembly.